UAUUCAUAAUAGAAGGUUGCAAGCGGACAUGAAAAAUUAGGAAAAUAAAUGCCCACAUGUUGCAGUCUGUACAGCAACAAACAGCUAAACACAUUCCACGUGGCCUUCUGUCAUUUCUCUACCCUCCACAUGAAUGGGCCCCACUCCCCAUUUCCCACUAUAUAAAACUUGACGCCAAUCCAAUUCCCUCACCGCCACCGCCACCGCCGCCGCAAAACAUUCCAACCAAAAUGGUGGGUGUUUUCCGGCGCUCUCUAUCAUUCCCAAACAAGCCGCCGGCCAUUUCCCGUCAGACAAAGCCCCGAAUUUCCCGGCACCUUAGAUCCCUAAGUUUACCCUGCAGAUCCCACCCGUUAAUCUCAUCUCUCAAGGACGAAAUCGCCAAUCUCAAAUCCUGGUCGUCCACCGACCACCGCGACGCCGUCUGGCUCUGCCGUGGACUUACGACCGUGAAACUCGUACACGACUAUCUCGACGACAUCCUCCAACUCCCACAAUCCCGGGAGUCGAUAUGUCGGCUAUCGAAAUGGGUGGAGAAUGUUCUAGAAGACUUCCUCUGUUUCAUCGACGUUUACGGAAUCUUCCAGAGCCUCAUCCUGGGGUUCAGAGAGGAGCACGUGGCAGCCCAUGUGGCCAUCAGGAGAAAAGACAAAACCAAAUUGGAUUUAUACACAAAAGCCCGAAAACGUAUGGCGAAAGAAACGACCCAAUUGGUAUCGGUGGUCCGGGGAGUGAAGGCGGCGGAGGGGACGGCGGUUUCCGAGGAGGAGCUGGAGGCGGCGAUUAAGGAUGUGAUGGAAGUGACGGGGAUGGUUUCGGUGGCGGUUUUUGAGGGAAUUGGGGCGUCGUUGGGGUCACGGAGGAACCGGUGGACGGGGAAGACGAAGAAGGUUGAGAAUGGGAUAUUGGAGUUUAUGGAAGUGAGUCAAAAUGGUGACGUGGAUGAAUUGACGGUGAGGAUUGAAAAGAUGAGGGAUUUGGAGGAAGGGAUUCGCUGCAUUGAGAGUAGCACAGAGAAACUGUUUCGGAGGUUGAUUGAUACUAGAGUUUCUAUACUAAAUGCUAUCUCGCAUUAACAUAAUAAUUAUGAGAUUAAGAAAAAAAAAAAAAA
Molecule: messenger RNA, 1111 nt
Organism: Cucurbita pepo subsp. pepo (vegetable marrow)
Lineage: Eukaryota; Viridiplantae; Streptophyta; Magnoliopsida; Cucurbitales; Cucurbitaceae
Biological process (GO): shoot system development; root development
Source: RefSeq, a predicted model, not a curated record